Molecule: messenger RNA, 2020 nt
Organism: Suillus paluster
Lineage: Eukaryota; Fungi; Basidiomycota; Agaricomycetes; Boletales; Suillaceae
Product: histidine phosphatase superfamily
Exons: 12
Coding region: 89-1702 (537 amino acids)
Molecular function (GO): acid phosphatase activity
Source: RefSeq, a predicted model, not a curated record
GAUGGCGGCCCAAAAAGCCUCAUAUGACUCCAAGAUAUCAGGCGUUUUAUGAGUCGGAGAAAAACGCCAGCGGAAGUGCUUCCUAUUCAUGCUUGCGGGCGUUUUGUUGCUCGCUCUGCCCUUCUGCAGCGCAAAGUCGGCGUCCAGUUUUGCAGGAUCAACACUUGUUGCAUCUUAUCCUCCCCCUGGUGCCACCAACACUGCCAUUGAUUCUUACUUCCCAGAUGCAUCGCAAGUUGGUUACGCAGGUCCAACGCCUACUGGUGCUGAACCUGAGGCUAUUGCCACUGCUAUUCCCUUCUCUAAGGUCGAAAGCGCAUUUCCCUUGUCAAGACCCAAUUCGGCAAACGGCGCCGACAUUACUUUCAAUGUAAUGCGUCGCUGGGGCAACUUGUCGCCCAUGUACUCCGUGGAGUCAUUUGGUCUUCCUGAUGCGUCUCCCGUCAUCCCAGAAGGAUGCGGUCUCAACGCAGUGCAUCUCUUGAUGCGCCACGGUGCUCGCUAUCCAACCUCUGACUCCGGACCCUCAAAAUUCGCCGCUGCAAUACAUUCUGCUGCAUCGAAAAAUGGCUUCAAUGUCACAGGUGAUUUGAAAUUCCUCGCAACCUGGACAUAUAAGCUGGGCGCGGAGAUUUUGACACCCUUCGGCCGCGAAGCGCUCUUCAGCAACGGGGUUGCCUUCCGCUAUAGAUACGGCGAGUUACUCAAUGCCUUCACAGAACUCCCAGUCUUCCGUACUACUUCUGAAGAUCGCAUGGUGGAUUCUGCCCUGAACUUUGCUGCAGGCUUUUUCGAGGUCAGAACUUACCAGACCGACUACCACCAGGAGAUCAUCAUCGAGGCGGACAACUUCAACAAUACCCUUGCUCCUUACAAUGUGUGCCCCAACUCCAAUACGGAAGAUAUCGGUUACUUCGGUAGCACUCAGGCUAGUAACUGGGCAAAUGUCUAUCUCCAAGACGCUCGAAUGCGCUUGCAGUCAAUGAUCCAAGGAUUCAAUUUUACCGUCUCAGACUUGGUUGAUAUGCAGCAGAUGUGCGCCUACGAGACUGUAGCCCUCGGUUAUUCCAAGUUUUGUGACCUCUUCACUGAGGAAGAAUGGGAGGGAUUCGAGUAUUACGUUGAUCUUGAUUUCUGGUACAGCGAUGGACCAGGUAAUCCAACAGCAGCAGCACAGGGCCUUGGCUAUGUCCAAGAGCUAGUGGCACGCCUCACUCAAACUCCCAUCACGAUGUGGAACAGCAGUACCAACAGCACUCUCGACUCGAGCAACAUCACAUUCCCUCUUGAUCAACCCAUAUAUGUGGAUGCUACCCACGACUCAGUCAUUGCCAGCAUCAUCACUGCCCUGAACUUCACCAGUCUAGCUGCAACUGGUCCCCUGCCGACCGACCAUAUCCCUCCUAAUCGUUCUUAUAUUGCUAGCCAGAUUGCACCUUUUGCCAGCCAGCUUGUCGCCCAGGUUCUCAGCUGCCCAGCCUUGGAGGAGCCCACACACAUCCGGUUCAUUCUGAAUGAUGGAGUGGUGCCAUUGACGGGUAUCCAUGGCUGCACGGAAGAUUCGAACGGUCUAUGCGCGCUGCCCAGUUUCAUCAGCGGAAUGCACGAACGAAUUGGGCAAAUUAACUUUGCGUAUGAUUGCUUCGCCAAUUACACCAUGCCCAACCCUGACAACAUAGUUGAUGGGAGAUACCCUAGUUAAAAGGACAUUCGGGUUGUGUGAAGUACAUUGUAAGCUUAGGCUUACCUUGUGCACGUGCAGCACGCGUCGCAUCGACCUUCUGCAUUUGGUCCGUUGAUUGCUGCUCACCUUAUAUACACUCUCAUAUCGAUGUAUCUGAUCUCUUACCUUACUGCCGGAUCCACACGCUCAUCACUGCUCAUCAACGUUACUCUUAUUGGAUCGUCCAACGUUUUAUCAUCCGACGUGGACGUUUCCAUACAUUUGCAUGAUAAUCAAGUCGACCCCUGGAAAGCUUCGCCGCGGAACCUCACGACCCCUUGUCCCUUGCAAUGACCA